Molecule: messenger RNA, 3256 nt
Organism: Aplysia californica (California sea hare)
Lineage: Eukaryota; Metazoa; Mollusca; Gastropoda; Aplysiida; Aplysiidae
Product: alpha-1,6-mannosylglycoprotein 6-beta-N-acetylglucosaminyltransferase A
Biological process (GO): protein N-linked glycosylation
Cellular component (GO): Golgi apparatus
Molecular function (GO): alpha-1,6-mannosylglycoprotein 6-beta-N-acetylglucosaminyltransferase activity
Source: RefSeq, a predicted model, not a curated record
UGAUCUCUCACGCGCGGCGAGGCCCCCUCGUGGUCACCGACAGACCCGCGGAACAGAGACGUGGCCGCCACGUGCCGCCAAACCCCGGACCGAGUCCUCCUUCACUUGAGUUGACAACUACAACAAACUCCGCUGUCACCACACCCACCUGUGUCGACAACUGCCUCAGAAGUUACUCCAACAGUAGAAGGACGUGAGCGUAGCUGGCUUCAGCCAUCGCAGUCAGGAUUAGCAGCAGCAGCGGCAGCAGCAGCAAGCAUCACCACCUCCGUAACUACCAGCAUCACCACCAAAGAUUCUCCACUCCCUCACUCCCUCAUUCACUCACCCACCGACAGAUGCACAGCGAGCGCCCUAAAACUUUUACCUCCGUCGCUCUUGGAAGCAGGAGCGACGCAUCACCGUAAAUAUACCUACCAGACACCAUCACCCUUUCGAAGCAGUAUCAUCGUAUCACCGUAAACUAUCUACCACACGCCUUCAUCCGCUUGAAGCAGUAUCAUCGCAUCACGGCCAUAUAUCUACCGGACGCCAUCUCCCACUCGAAGCAGUAUCAUCACCAGCAGUAGGCGUUGGACACCGCCUUAACUUAACCAUCACCGUCAUAACGCCCUAACCACCUGUGUUGUCGCCUUCUGGAAAUAUAGCAGCACACCAUUCCCAUCACCACUCGAGAGGUAGUAUCGGCAUUUUCAAUAGUGGAAGCAGUAUCAGCAGCAGCAUUGUCAGCAGCUGAAGCCAUAUCAGCAGCAGCAGAAGCACACAAGGAAUAUCGUCAGCAUCAGCAUCAGUAUCGUCAGUAUCAAUAGCAGCAUAAGUAGCAGCAGUUCAGCGUGUUGCAGUCAGCCGUCCUCGGUAGGAAGGCCGUGGCGGUGACGGUGACGUGCCGUGCCGUGUCGUGACGUGCCGUGACGGUGCCUUGCUGUGACGUGCCGUGACGUGCCGUGACAGUGACGUGACGUGACGUGCCGUGGAGAUGGCCCCCCGCUUCUCCCUGCACAAGUGGCCUGCCCGCUGGUUAAGGAACCCCACUGCCCGCCGCUGUCUCCUGCUGCUCCUGGUGUUGGCGCUGCUGUGGGGGUUCACUUUGGUCAACGUGUCCCUGGUCACUGCGCCACAGAAGGAUAGCGGCUUGCUCAAGGCGGAGAUCGUUCAGCUGAGUGAGGAGUACAUCAAGGCUCUGGCCAGAGAGAACGGGGAUGUGGUGGACGGGCCCUACGCAGGGAGAUUCACGGCUUUUGACCUGAAGAAGACGAUCGCGGUACUGCUAGAGUCCAUGAUGUCCCGGAUCAGCCGUCUGGAGAUGUUCCUUGACGCGGCCACCAACGGCUCCUUCCUUCACGCCAACGCCUCCGCCCACCACAUAGCCCUCAAGGCUCGCGAGCAGCUCUCAGCCAAAGUGGAUGCGUCAGAUGUGGAAGUCGGACGCGUGUUACCGGAGUUAUGGCGUGGACGGCUCUGACUGCUCGAUCAUCAUGUACCUCAGUGAGGUGGAAGGUUUCUGUCCGCGAGCUCCCUGGGCCGGCUACAAGAACAAGACGAUGGUGGACAACAGGGUUGUUUAUGCUGCCAUCACCUUGGACAUGCAGCCUCUAAUGAACAUCCUAGUUGACCCGAACGAGCGACAAGGUUACGCCUGGAUACGUAUGAGGAUCUCUCGUAUGUGGCACCGCUGGACUCAGGCGGCCAACAGUCUCGCUGCCAAACACAACUUUGAGAACAGGGUCAAGCAGAAGAUCUUGGUGCAUCUGGGCCUCCUGAGCAAGCAAUCUGGCUGGAAGUUUGCAGAGAUGCAAUUUAAAGGCGGCCCUCUGGGUGAGCUGGUCCAGUGGAGUGAUCUUAUCUCCACCCUGUACAUCCUGGGCCACGAACUGACCAUCACCAGCGAGGUGGAGCAGCUAGUCGAGAUACUGAACCACAUCCCGGCGGCCCAGUCUCCGUGCCAGAGCCGUAAGGAGCUGCCGGUACAUCUCAUCUACACAGACAUCAUGGGCCUUAUACAGUUCAAGAAGAGGUUAAAAGCCGGGUACUCAAAGUUCAGUUGUCUGUUCCGAGUCCUCGACUCGUUCGGCACCGAGCCCGCCUUCAACCACAGGGCCUUCGCCAAACAGAACAAAAUCCUUUCUUCCUGGGGAGGUCAAGAUCUCAGCCCUCGACAGUUUUACACCAUGUUCCCUCAUUCCCCCGACAACUCGUUCAUGGGUUUUGUGGUGGAUCAGAUCCUCAACGACACUACCAACUACACCGCCACCAAACGGAACAUAGCCCUGGUCUACGGCAAGAACGACUACAUGUGGCAGGGCAAGCGCAGCUACCUGGACGCCAUCCACUCCCGCCUGGAGGUCCACGGCACGGUGUACGCCGACAAGGGCCAGAAGCUACAGCACGUCCCGAGCUACGUGGUCAACCACGGCAUCCUCUCGGGCCUGGAGCUGCACCAGCUCCUACAGCAGGCAAAGGUGUUUGUGGGUCUAGGUUUUCCCUACGAGGGUCCCGCCCCCCUGGAGGCCGUGGCCAAUGGGGCGGUGUUCCUGAACCCUGUGUUUGAUCCCCCCCACAGCAGCAAAAACCACAAGUUCUUCAAAGGGAAACCCACACACAGAGAGCUGGGUUCCCAGCACCCGUACGCAGACACGUUCAUCGGAGAGCCGUACGUGUACACCAUAAACAUCAACAAAACCAAGGACGUGGAGGCGGUUCUGGACAAAAUUCUCUCCACACAUAAAUUCACCAGCUUCUUGCCGUUUGAGUACACGGAGGCUGGAAUGUUGCAGAGGAUCAACGCUUUCAUUCAAAACCAAAAUUUUUGCUCCUUCUCUCGGAAAGCUGCGAAGUGGCCUCCUAAAGAAUCAGUGGAGUUUACUUUAGGUGACGCGGGGCGUUCUUGUAAGGAUGUCUGUUGGAAGACAGGCCGCCUCUGUGAACCGGAGUAUUUCCCAGAAAUCAACAGCGAGGACGCUAUCCGUAAUUUCACGGAGUGCAAGUCGACGGGUCACUCGUCCAACAUUUACUACCCGGCCGUGGACCCCAGCAGCGGCGCGUGCACCAGACAGGACGAGAGCUUGCUGUUCAGCUGUGUGGGGAACAUGGACUCGCUGCGGCGUCUGUGUCCGUGUCGCGACUUCCUGUCAGGCCAGAGCGCCCUCUGUGUGGGCUGUGAGAGUUGAUGACGAGCCUCGUUGUCUGCCCAGUGUGUGUGUGUGUGUGUGUGUGUGUGUGUUAGUGUCUGUGUGUGUGUGUGUGUGUGUGUGUCUGU